AUGGAAUUCCUAAGCAAUAUAUAUGAUAAAGUUUUAUCAGGUUAUGUAUUUACCGAUGUGUUUAAAUAUAAAACAUGGCAAGAGAAUAUUAUAGGAAAAGACAGAAAUAAUAACAGCAAUAGUAGCAACAAUAAUAAUAGUAAUAAUAACAAUAUUAAUAGUAGCAAUAAUAACAAUAAUAAUAAUAACAGUAGUACCAGUAAUAAUGAUGCUAAUUAUGUAAAAAAGAAUUUGGAAGAAAUAUUAGGAACAUUUUUAAAGAAUGGGAAAAUAUCCCAUUCUUUAUGGGCUCAACAUAAAAUGUUUAUAGGAGAUGAAGGUAUAUAUCUCUUAGGAGAAGUUAUAACCAUAUGUCAAAUAGUAGAGUUUAUAGAUUCAGAUGAUAUUGAAGAAGUAAAAAGUAAUGAAGAAUUUAAAAAAAACAUCUUAGAAGAAUUAAAUAGAAGGAUACUUUUAAAAAAAAAAACCGAAAUGUUAGAAGAAAAAAUCAUUUCAAAUAUAUCUAUGUGUAAUAACAAUGGUAAUUUCGAUGAUUUUGAUGAUGAUGACCAUGGCGGAGGUGGCGGAGGGAAAGAAAAUGAAGAAGAAGAAGAUGAUGAUAAUAAUAAUAAUAACAGUAACAAUAACGAUAAUGAUAAUGAUAGUAUUAAUAAAAAUGAUAGUAAUAAUAACAAUAGUAAUAGUAGACACAAUAAGAGUAAUAAUCAUAACAAAAGUAAUAAUAAUAAUAAUAAUAGUACGAAUAAUGGUACUAAUGAUAGUAAUAAUAAAGAUAAAACAAAAAUAGGUGAUAAGAGUGUGGUGUCAAAUUUCGUUGAAAUGCUGUGUGCAGGAAAAACGAAUAAAUUUGGUUUUUGUGAAUAUGAUCAAAAAUUUAAUAAUAAAUAUAUUUUAAAUAAUAGUAGUAAUGAUCGUAAAUCUUCGAAAUCUGUAGAGCAUUGUAUAUUACCAUUUAGUGAGGAUUACGAACAUAAAUAUGUUUGCUUAUUACUUAAUCAUUCUGGAACACAAGAAGCUAGAAUAUUACGUUUUAGUAAAGAUUGUAUUAAUACAAACAAAUUAUUAGAUACAUUAAAAGGAACAGUAAUAUUCUUAAAUGAACUUCGAUUCUUAUUUAAAUUUUUCAGAUCACAAGUUGUUUUAAAAAAUAGAAUUUACGGAGAAUUUUGUGCAUAUAUUAAAUUUCAUAGGAGUGAUCCGAAUUUUAGUGGAACUAAAGCCAUGAAUGAAUUUUUUAAUUCCUUAAAUGAUAGUGCUUUGAAGCAAUUAUUUUUUGGUUUAAAUGAACAGAAUUUAAAUUUAUUAGAAGAAGCUAUUUCAUAUUGCCCCAUUGCAACCUAUUCAUUUUUUAAAAAUAUAAAACUUCUUAAAAAAAUAAAUGUGAAUGCUACUAGACGAACAUGGAAAGCAGUUUGUGGCUUGCAAAGGUUAUAUAAAAAUUUAAAAAAAGUAAAGGAGAAAUUGUCUUUAGAAGAAACGAGAUUCAAUUCGAAUGAACAUAUUAGCUUAUCACCCAACAGACAUAGCCCCGUGAAUAACGAAGACACGUUGCUAUUGCGUCCACAAGGUAACAAUAUAAAUUCGAACGAAAUGAAAUUAAUGCAUACAAAAGAGUUAAAUUUUAAACGUAGUAGUAUUGUUAGUGCUACAACCAAUAACAAUAAUAGUAAUUACAACAGUAGUACCAAUAGCAACUAUGGUAUUACUAUAGGCAAUAAAAAAGUUAAGAACGAUUUACUUUCUGAACAUUCAGAUAAUAAAGAAUAUUAUUAUGAUAAAAUAUGUAAUAAUUCAUUAGAUUUAUAUAAUGAAGAAAAAAUAUCUAAAAAUUAUGAAAUAAAUAAAUUAAAUAACACUUGUUUAUAUAUUACCUCAGACGAAGAGAGCUUACAUAUUGGAAGAAAUAAUUUAAACGCGAAAAAUGAAUUAGUGGAAACAAGGGAAAUGAUAGACAAUAAUAAUAGGACAUUAUAUGAUGAACACAAUAAAAUGGUAAUAGAUGAUAAUUAUAAAACUACGAAUGAAAUAGGCAAAACAUUAAAUGAAAGUAAACUAGUUAGAGAGAAUUCUUUAGAUGAUUUAAGAGUUAAUAUGGUCAAACUUUUCAAAACUUACGGAGGACAAUGUCGUAUAGGAAAAGUCCAAGGUAGAUGUGAGGAUGCUACGUUUCAAACAGAUAUACCACCUACAUUUGGAAUAUUUGAUGGUGUUGGUUCAUGGAGUCUAGAAGGAAUAGAUGCAUCUAAAUUUUCCAUAGGUUUAUCAUUAGCUUGUCAAAGAGAAGCUGAAAAAUUAUCCAAAAAUUUAAAUGGUUAUGCAAAAGUAUCAUAUAAUACUAUAAUUAGAUCGAAGUUAUUAUUAAAAAAUUCAUUAGAAAGUGUAAAAAAAGAAUAUGCCGAUGCGUAUGGUAGUUCCACAGCCAUAGUAGGUAUAUUAGAUGAGUAUACCGGAAAGUGUGGUAUAUCGUCGCUAGGAGAUAGUGUAUGUAUGAUAUUGCGAAGAGAAUUUUUACCUGGUGAUAUCAAUUUUGAAAGGGAAACAUACCCAAAAUUUCCUGUUGAAUCCUUUUUAUAUUUUAAUACAAAAGGAAGAAAUCCUUCAAUUGUUCGAAAAAUUAUUUGGAAAACUACUGAUCAGAAAUGGGAGAACGGAGCACCAUAUCAAUUAUCAAAUUUACCGGACCGUAGUCAAUGGAAAGAUUUAGAAAAUAGAGGAUUACAUAGUUUUGUGAAAAUAUUAGAAAAGGUAGAUAUCGAUGGUGAUUCACCUGAUAUGGCAUUGUCACCACCUUCAGAAAUAUUAUGUAUGCCUGGAGAUUUAAUAUUAUUAAUGAGUGAUGGCGUUAGUGAUAAUUUAUUUGAUGAAGAAAUAGAAGCUUAUUGUACGUUUGCAAUAAGUCCAGAAGAAGCAUGUGAAUUAGGAGAUCCUAGUGUAUUUACACCUGCACAAGAUAUAGCGUAUUCAAUUACAAAUAUUGCUAAAAGAAGAAGUGGCGAUAAACUUCAUUGUAAACCAUUUUAUCCUUUUCUUGGAAAAUAUAGAGAACCUAAUAAAAUAUACAAAGGUAAUAAAGUAGAUGAUAUUUCUUGUGUAGCUAUAUGGGUUGUUUGUGAAACAGAAGAAAGUGUAAAGAAUUUUGCAACAAAUCCAACAGAACCAUCUAUACUAGAAACGGAUAAAUAUUAUUCGAAUAAUUAUUUUCAACAUUUUAAUAAAAUUACGGAUAUGUGUACACCAACUAAGACUUUCAUUAAAGAAAAAAAUAAAAUUGAUCGUGUCAAUUUACAGCAUGGAAAAAUUGAUUCCACACAAGGUUCAUUAUUAGAGGAUAAUUACUCGCAUUCGACAAGUCCAAAUAUGUCAAACCAAUUUACAGCUAACUUUUUCGAUUCUUCGGAAACACCUAUAAAAUUUAGUACAAUGGAUGAAAAUAAAUAUCAAGAUUUGAGUGAUAUUGUAUUGAAGGAUGUAGAUGAUGGGGAGGAGGAACAGGAGGAAGAAGCAGAAGAUGCGGACUGUCACAAUGUGAAUGAUGAUUCACGAAAUAGAAAAGCUUCAGAUCGACAUAACAGAAUUAAUGAGGCACAUGGAGAGGAAAGGUUUGAUGGGAAUUUUUGUAGUUCAGACAAAUUUGUUGAAGAUAUGGACCUGAUGAGAACUCCCAAUAGUAACAGUAUAAAAUCCCUAUUCAAAGAUCAAAUUUUUGAUCGUGAUGAUUUUGACCAUACACCUAAACAGCGAAUAACAGACGAACAUUUAGAUGAACAUAUAGAAAGAAUAAAUAAUAUGUAUAUAAAAACUCCAAUACUGCAUAUUGAUCAAACGUUUAAAGGGAAUAAAGGUAGUAUAAAACAAAAUAAAUCUACUAACAAAUGUAAAAUUAACAAAAAAACAGAACAAAAUAUAAUACAAAAUAUGAUGCAUUUUGAAACUCCGAAAAAGCAAAUUGUGAGGAUAAGGGAAAAAUCAAAUUUAGUUACAACUGUUAAUGACAGUACACUAAUGAAUUCAUUUAUAAAUAACGAAACACCCGUUAAAUCAUUUAGUUCUAAAGAUACAUCAUUAAAAGUAGAUAAAAAAAUUUCAAAGGCUAAAAGAAAAUCUUUAUUUAGUUCAGAUAAAAUUGAGUCACCAAACAAAAUAGGGCACACAAGAAAGCGCAACAAAAAAUCGUAG
Plasmodium malariae is the source of this 4176-nucleotide messenger RNA. RefSeq names its product protein phosphatase, putative. The coding region runs from base 1 to 4176 and encodes 1391 amino acids. NCBI's taxonomy places the organism in Eukaryota, Apicomplexa, Aconoidasida, Haemosporida, Plasmodiidae. The transcript has a single exon. The record is from RefSeq and is a predicted model, not a curated record.